Acanthisitta chloris (rifleman) is the source of this 2073-nucleotide messenger RNA. RefSeq names its product ubiquitin specific peptidase 49 (gene USP49). Gene Ontology annotation, molecular function: zinc ion binding; cysteine-type deubiquitinase activity. The record is from RefSeq and is a predicted model, not a curated record. NCBI's taxonomy places the organism in Eukaryota, Metazoa, Chordata, Aves, Passeriformes, Acanthisittidae. Bases 1 to 2073 code for a protein of 690 amino acids. The transcript is spliced from 5 exons. Gene Ontology annotation, biological process: protein deubiquitination. Gene Ontology annotation, cellular component: cytoplasm.
AUGGAUAGAUGCAAACAUGUCGGGCGGCUACGACUCGCCCAGGACCACUCGAUCCUGAACCCCCAGAAGUGGCACUGUGUGGAGUGCCAGACCACGGAGUCGCUCUGGGCCUGCCUCAAGUGCUCCCACGUGGCCUGCGGGCGGUACCUGGAGGAGCACGCGCUGCGGCACUUCCAGCAGACCAGGCACCCCCUGGCCAUGGAGGUUCACGACCUCUACGUCUUCUGUUACCUCUGUGAGGAUUAUGUCUUGAACGAUAACCCCGAGGGAGACCUGAAGCUGCUGAGGAGUUCUCUGUUGGCCAUCAGAGGUCAGAGGUGUGACCGGGCGGGUCGGGGCGGGAGGACUCUGCGCUCCAUGGCGCUGGGCGAGGAGCGUGGCCCUCAGAGGAGCCCUCAGGGGCAGUCUCAGAUGCUCACAGCUCUCUGGCACCGGCGCCAGGCCCUGCUGGCGCGGGCACUGAGGACCUGGUUUGGUAAGAGCUCCCGGGGGCAGCUGAAGCUGCAGCAGAAGAAGCAGCUGGAGGAGCUUUUUUUGCGGCAGCGGCGGCAGGAGGUCAAGAGGCAGCUCCUGGAGGAGCUGGCAAACACCCCUCCCAGGAAGAGUGCCAGGCUGCUGUCCCACGUGCACAGGGAGAACCUGAUCCCGAGUAAAUUCAGGGAGGUGGCCACUUCCCCUACCUCAAGGCAGAUGCAGAGCAGAAGAUUCAAGCAGUUCUACUCCAUCCGGCGUCAGCCUGCCAUGACUCCAGGGGUGACAGGGCUGAGGAACCUGGGCAAUACCUGUUAUAUGAACUCCAUCCUGCAAGUGCUCAGCCACCUCCAGAAGUUUAGGGAAUGUUUUCUGACACUUGAUCUCUGUGAAACAGAAGAACUCUUAGCUAAAACUGUGAACGGGAGGGCCAGGGUGCCUGGCAGGCUGGCAAAUGGGGCUGCUGCCAGUGAGCCAGGGCAGCCUGACAGGGUGGGAUCAUCUGGCACGCAGGGCUUGCCAGCUGGCUUGAAUGGAGGCUCCUCCAUCAGCAGGAGCUUAGAGCUGAUCCAGCCCAAGGAGCCAAGCUCGAAGCACAUCUCCCUCUGCCACGAGCUGCACACCCUCUUCAGGGUGAUGUGGUCUGGCAAGUGGGCCCUGGUGUCCCCCUUUGCCAUGCUGCACUCCGUGUGGAGCCUGAUCCCAGCAUUCCGGGGCUACGACCAGCAGGACGCUCAGGAAUUCCUCUGUGAGCUGCUGGACAAGGUCCAGCAGGAGUUGGAGUCGGAGGGAACCAAGCGCAGGAUCCUCAUCCCCUUCUCGCAGAGGAAACUCACCAAGCAGGUGCUGAAGGUGGUGAACACCAUUUUCCACGGGCAGUUGCUCAGCCAGGUCACCUGCAUCACCUGCAACUACAAAUCCAACACCAUUGAGCCCUUCUGGGACCUGUCCCUGGAGUUCCCUGAGCGCUACCACUGCCUGGAGAAGGGCCUGGUCCCCGUGCAGCAGGAGGAGUGCAUGCUCACGGAGAUGCUGGCCAAGUUCACGGAGACAGAAGCCCUGGAGGGCAGGAUCUAUGCCUGUGACCAGUGCAACAGCAAAAGGCGAAAGUCUUCUCCCAAACCUCUGGUUCUGAGCGAAGCUAAGAAGCAGUUACUGAUCUACAGACUACCUCAGGUCCUCCGGCUGCACCUCAAACGGUUCAGGUGGUCUGAACGCAAUCACCGUGAGAAGAUUGGGGUCCAUGUCCUCUUUGACCAGGUAUUAAACAUGGAACCUUACUGCUGCAGGGACUCUCUCUCCUCUCUUGACAAAGAGACCUUUGUCUAUGACCUCUCGGCUGUGGUGAUGCAUCACGGGAAGGGGUUUGGCUCAGGACACUACACAGCAUAUUGCUACAACACGGAGGGAGGGUUUUGGGUCCACUGCAAUGACUCCAAACUGAAUGUAUGUAGCGUGGAGGAGGUGUGCAAGACCCAGGCCUACAUUCUCUUUUACACUCAAAGAACUGUGCAGGACAAAGCAGGAAUCUCAGAAAAACAACUCCAAGCUCAGGUGCCACCCAAAUCCAGUGACAAGGACAGGAGUCUGACAUUCCCCUGA